UUUCACUGAUAAGCUAAAAUCGGAAAAGUGAAGCGUCUCUGCAUUAAAUUUCACUUAAAAAUGAGUUUCAACCAAAAAGUAGAACCCGCUUCAAGUGCCCCUGAAGUCACAAACAAGACAACUUGUCAAAUAAGUUUGGAACGCUUUCUGAUCGAGAACAAUUUGUAUCCGCCGCCAUUGAAUUUAUCAUCGAAUACCGCAGGCAUCACACCCGGCGGAAUGAUUUGGUCGAAUCAAGGAAUCCCGAAUCCGAUUUUGAUUCCGCGUCAAAACACCGCAAUUUCUGUUGAUCACGAAAUUCCCGCUGUUUUGAUCGAAAAGAAGGCAGGACGUUCCGUAACAUUUGCUCCAAAUCCGAUUUAUCAUCCGGCGCCUUCUCCGCCAGUUGCAAAUGGAAAUGCAGUGCCUUGCGAAAAUUGCCCCGCUUUGAUCCAUUUGAUGUUCAAUUAUUUUGUCGAGAUUGUCGGGGGACUUCAUGAGCCCAUUUCUCCGAGUACAUCGAGCGAAGAUUUGAUCAAACAUCUCUCGAAUGCCUUUUGUUACACUGUAAAUGACAUUCAAAAUGCAAUUCGUUGCACUGAACAUCCGUAUCGUUGUCGUUCGUGCUCGCCUGAAGCUGGAUUUGGAUCACGCACGGAGUUGUUUGAACACAUGCGAGUCGUUCAUGAGCCUCAAAAGGUUCCCUGUCCUCAAUGCAAUCGCAUGUUCAAGACCCCGAAAUUGGUACAAGCGCAUGUUCGUCGCAUGCACGAGCCUCGUCCCGUGAAACAAUUUCGCUGUAGCGUUCUUGGAUGCAACAAGGAGUACUUGAACAUCAAAACUUUCAAACGACACAUUGAACUUUUUCAUCCGGAUGUCACUUUGCACAUUAAUCCUGUACCGAAUGUUGGAUAUGUUUCUCCGUCAAAUCCUCAAGAUGAUAAUGACGAGCCUCCUGCUCUCAUUUUACACGGAAAUGUACAUGGAAAAGGACAAGGAAAGGCAAAAGGAGGCGUUUUCAACAAACAAGCCGCUCAACGUGAAAAACGCAACAAAACUAAACAAAUGAUGAAGACUCGCAGCAGCAAAUCUGUUUCUGAAUAAGAGUUUAAGAGACUGAACUACAAGAUUUUUUUUGAAGAUGAAAGACAGAAAAUUGUCUUUAAAGAUUCCUAACUUAACUAAUUGAUUUAAGAUGAAAUUGAAGUACUAAAGAAGAAAUUUAUCCCUAAAAAUUUGUAAAUUGAUGAUAAUUUAUGAACAAAAUUAAACUUAUUUUUUGAUAUUCUUAACAAAAAUUCGAAUUUUCAUG
Culicoides brevitarsis is the source of this 1291-nucleotide messenger RNA. RefSeq lists its product as uncharacterized. The transcript has 2 exons. The record is from RefSeq and is a predicted model, not a curated record. The coding region runs from base 61 to 1083 and encodes 340 amino acids. Lineage: Eukaryota; Metazoa; Arthropoda; Insecta; Diptera; Ceratopogonidae. Gene Ontology annotation, biological process: regulation of transcription by RNA polymerase II. Gene Ontology annotation, cellular component: nucleus. Gene Ontology annotation, molecular function: RNA polymerase II transcription regulatory region sequence-specific DNA binding; DNA-binding transcription factor activity, RNA polymerase II-specific.